This is a messenger RNA of Mycosarcoma maydis (corn smut), 390 nucleotides long. RefSeq lists its product as uncharacterized. The transcript is spliced from 2 exons. The record is from RefSeq and is a predicted model, not a curated record. Gene Ontology annotation, biological process: mitochondrial electron transport, NADH to ubiquinone. The coding region runs from base 1 to 390 and encodes 129 amino acids. Lineage: Eukaryota; Fungi; Basidiomycota; Ustilaginomycetes; Ustilaginales.
AUGUUGAUCACACCGCUUCUGCGCAAUGCAGGCGCUUCAAACCUAAAGACGGCCACGGCAUCGACGUUCUCACAGGCGCACAAAUCGUACGUCAAAUCGCUCUACCGGCGCUCCCUCAAGAAUUCGCUCGACUGGUGCAUUCGCCGGGAUGUCUGGAGAGACCGUGCCAUCGAGAUCCGCGUUGAAUUCGAACGUCACCGUAAUGUUCGCAACCCAAGAGAGCUUGCCAUUCUCUUUGAGAGGGCUGAGAACGAGUUGAAGAGGAUUCAGCACCCUGAUCCACAUCGACCCGCCAUGUUUGAAGAUGGCACCAAGUGGGAGCGCAACCUUCCACCCCCCAUGUUCUCCGAAGCUGAGAAGAAGGCUGCUCUUGAGGCUCAACACCACUAA